This is a messenger RNA of Closterium sp. Yama58-4, 1260 nucleotides long. The record is from the annotation of a GenBank genome assembly. NCBI's taxonomy places the organism in Eukaryota, Viridiplantae, Streptophyta, Zygnematophyceae, Desmidiales, Closteriaceae.
AUGUCCCCUCUGUCCCUCGCUUCCCCUCAGUCGCUCGAUUCCCCUCGCUUGUUUAAGUUGAGCCAAUCUCAUUCUCCCACCUCUCCCACCUCUCCCACCUCUCCCACCACUCCCGCCAUCCCCAUCACUCCCACCACACCCACCACACCCACCACGCCCACCACUCCCGCUUCUGACGCAGCCAAAUCCAAAGCUGCUAGCCCCGUGGCGGCACGAAACACGUCACCCAAUGCCAACAGUGGCCGUGUUGCCUCUCUUCCGGGAAAAGAGCUGAUCGUGGGUGAGAAGAAGGAGGCAUCGCUUGGAGGGCAGCAGCAGGGCAUGGAUGGCAACAGUGUCUCCUUGGUGAACCGGUCUGCUUCCCUCGAGCACCUGAUUGCACCGGCUGCAACCGCACCUUCUGCUGCUGCUGCUGCUGCUGCUGCUGCUGCUUCUACAGGUUUGGCAUCCCUUGCUGCUACAGCGGGUGGAGGUGGUAAUGUGGCGGGAGGUAGGGCCCUCGGGAGAGGCACCAGUGCCGGAGAAGCACCUGGUUCAGGCAAACGGAGGGCAUGCGUGCACGGGUCAGCAGGUGAUAGGAGAGCAUUUGGCCGCAAGCUGCUGGAGAGGCACGGCGCGCGAGUCACCGCCGUCGAUGGCGGCGCCAAGGCACUCCAAGCCCUCGCCCCGCCCCACCCCUUCGACCUUGUCUUCAUGGAUUUGCAGAUGCCGGGCAUGGAUGGGCUGGAGGCGACCCGGAGGAUCCGAGCGCGGGAGAGGGCUCAGGGCGGGGGGCAUGUGGCCAUCAUUGCGCUCACAGCGGAUCCCUUUAUCGGCUCCAGCAGUCUGGCGCGCCUGAAGUUCCACCGCAAAUCGCUGCCAGGCGCUCCCCAUUCCUGUGUCAGCGCUGACACCGUGUUUCAGGGUACCACACGCAAGUCGUACCUCCCAAGCAGCCAUGGGCCGCACGUCGCUGCGACUCGCGUUCGUCCUGGCUAUGCUGCUCUCGCUCGCCUGCAGCGCCGUCGCCGGGCGCCAUCUGCUGCAAACCUCCAACACGCGCUACCAAACAUCGUCCAGUCCCUACUCGAAAACUGGCGGUUUGACUGGCACGAGCACCCUGGAUGCCAACGUCACGGCCACUUCCCAGAUUUCCUCCUCCUUCUUCCGCGUUAUGAACAUAUCUGUCACGACCCCCAAAUUCACCAAUCCCGGUUACUACAACUCCACCGGCGCGCUCGUGGCAGAGUUCCCGUGUACAUUCCAGGCAGAAUCAACUAG